CAACCGUGGGGGGCGCGGUUUUGCUGCGUGCGUACUUCAACAUGUCAAAAUCCCUUCUAUCUUUGGCGGAAGUUUCACUUUAUAUGAGGAGAAUAAACAUCAAGAGAUGCAUGCCCCCCCAAAUCUGUUGAUGGAACCUGAUACACGACCCUAGAGCAUCAUGAGCUUGGUCCUUCACGAGCUGCUGGUCUGCUGCAAAGGUUUAGAGAAUGACAAAGCAACGGAGAGAAAGAAAGAGGCUGAUCGCUUCAGACAGCUCAUCCGGUCUCCUGACACAGUGGAGGAGCUGGAUCGCACUUCUGGAACCAGAGCUGCUAAAAGUUCCAAGCAGCUCACCUGGAAUGCAGUCUUCAGGUUUCUGCAGAAGUAUCUGCAGAAAGAGACUGAGCUGCUCCAGUCAGGGAAAGCCAACGUGUCAGCCACCACACAGGCUAACCGUCAGAAGAAGAUGCAGGAGAUCAGCAGCCUGGUCAAAUACUUCAUCCGCUGUGCCAACAAGAGAGGGCCUCGGCUGAAUUGUGGCGAGCUCCUGAAUCAUGUGAUGGAGGUGCUGCGGAGCUCAUUCAGCUGCUCGGCCUAUGGGGAGGACUACAGCAGCAUCCUGCUCAAGAACAUCCUGUCUGUCCGCAAGUACUGGUGUGACAUCACCAAGCAGCAGUGGCACGAUUUGCUGGAUCUGUAUUGUGGCCUUUUCACUGGUUCCUCCAAGGCCAUAAAUCGUGUGCUUGUGAGCAGGAUCAUCCACACUGUAGUCAAGGGCUGCUGUCUGCAGACUGAGGGCUUCAGCCAUACACUCUUCAGCUUCUUCUCCAGAGCACUGCUCAAUGCCAGGCAGGAGAGACACUUGGCAGUGGUGGAGCACUUGAUCUCUGCUCUGAACGUCUUCCUGAGGUCAGCUGCCAUGAACUGCCGUAUCAGGGUGUGUCGGCUGGGUGAGGAGCUCCUGCCCUCUGUGCUCUAUGUGUGGACACAGAUGAGGCCCAGCACCACUCUCAAAGAGGAGAUAGUGGAGUUCUUCAACCUGCAGCUCUGUGUACAUCAUCCCAAAGGAUCAAAGACACAAGACACAGGAGCCUACGCUGAGGACUGGGUCAAAUGGCAGAGUCUACUCUAUAACCUGUACGAUGCCUUGGUGAGUGAGAUCAGCCAGAUUGGGAGCCGGGGGAAAUAUGCCACAGGGUCGCGCCACAUCGCUGUGAAGGAGAACCUUAUGGAGCUAACUGCAGAAAUCUGCCAUCAGCUCUUUAGCGAGGAUUGUAACCUCCAGAUUCUGGAGGUGACUCAGGCCCACCUCAGAGCCACCCAGAGAGGCAGUCCACACGGCACGCCCAGCAAACGUAGACGCAUCGAGCUGGGCUGGGAGGUUCUCCGAGACCACCUGCAGCCACACCAUAGUGACUUUGACAUCAUACCAUGGUUACAGAUCACAUCAGUGUUGACCUCUAAGUACCCCUCCAUGGUGCCUGGCCAGGAGCUGGUUCCUCUGCUGUCCGUCCUGUGCCAGCUGCUGGGGGAGCAGCGGCGGGGUGACAGGGGGCCCUACGUGCUGCGCUGCAUGAGGGAGGUGGCUCGCUGCCAGGCCACACACCCAGAGAGGGCCCAAUCCUACAGGGCUGAACUGGGCAGGCUGUGGGGCCGUGUCUGGGUCCUGGCUCUACGGGGGGUCAGCUCCCCCCAGACUGAGGCCCUCAGUCUGGCCCUGCUGUCCACAAUCCUCCAGGGAGCCUUCAUUCCCAUUGACAGAGAGCUCUGGAAGCUCUUCUCUGGCUCAGCCUGCAAGCCCUCUGAUGCUGCUGCUCUGUGUUUGGCCCAGGCCCUUCUCAAGUGUCCUGUUCUUAAGAGCCUGGGCCCUGGGUGGGACCAUGCAGGGGCCGUGGAGGGGGUCGGGCCACCCAGCCUCAAGGAGAACAUCAUGAGCUGGCUGCUGAUGAACGAACAGAGUGAAGAGGCAGAGGAGAGCUCAAGACCACACCCCAUCAUCUGCAGGGAUUUUCCUCAUAACCUAAUCCCCAGAAUCCUUGUGCCUUUGACCCUCAAAGACACCCGAGCUGGCAUUAUGUUUCUCCUUGGGGCAAAGGGACUUGAGAGUGCUGUGAUGCAAGAUCAAGCACAAGUGGAAGUUAAAGGUGCCCUGAGUGAGAUUGAGAGCAUGUACCUGCAGUUCAGCUUUGACGAGAUGCCCUCUAACCCCAUGGUGAAAGUGAUGGGGUCCUCAGCCGGCACUCAGCUCACUGUUGUCCCCAGCCUUAAACACAAGCUGGAGCAGGGCCUCUUGUCUGUGGCUGACCACCUACUCAACUGCUACUCCCCAGAUUCUCAGUCCACACCACCAGAAUGCCUGGUUCGUUGUUCAAGUCUCCUUACUGGCGUUUUAGCAGGAUAUGUCUCUACUGGUCUCCUGACUGAGGAAGAAGCCUGCCAUUCCCAACUCUUCCUAAAGGCCAAGGCACUGGUCCAGGAUUUUAGUGAGUACAUAUCUAAUGUGAAGGUGAAGAUGGCAGAGGAUGGGACAAUGACCACACUCAGGUCUGUCAUGCGGCUGUGCACACAGUGUGUCAAAAGAGGGGUUAAGGACAGUAUGAGCUCUGUUUCUUGCAACUUGUUCAUGAAGAUUUUCCCUGCGAGACUUUUGACUGAACUGGCAGAAAUAUGCAAACUGUUGCUGAACAGCUCCUGUAAGAGAGGUAGUGUGGGGAUUGAGGAGGAGACCACAGAUGAGGACUGGGACAUGACGAGGACACAAGCUGACCAGCAGGAGGACAUUGACCUGUUUGAUGAUGGAGACGGACCACAGACCAGCACAUCUAAGGGGACUCACAGACAGAAUGUGGACCCCAAUGACACCCAGUGUGGUCCUGAUGCUAAAAGCCUCCUGGCUGAGGAGCAUUUGGCCCAGCAGGAUUUAGCCAUCUUGGCCAGUCUGGAGUUCCUGUCCCUGUGUGUAUCGGCUGAGUUUAUCCAUGGGCUCUCUUUCAAACCAGUGGAGGUCCGCCGCAAGUUACUACUGCUGCUGGAGCAGAUAGACUGCACCAAGCCACUACACCUUAACAUGUACCUGGUCCUUCUGAAGAAACUACCUGCUGAGGACACAUCGCUGGCAGCUGAAGAGUUUGACUCACUCCUCAGACCUCUGGCGGAUCUUUGCUCAUUGUACCGCCAGGACCAGGAGAUCUGUGCUGCAGUGCUGCUGGGUCUGCUACCGUCUAUCCGUAGUCUGGGCCGUACUCAGGACCAGCAGAAUGACAUGAGACAUGUACAGGGAGCUCUGCUCCAAGUGGUCUCUGGAUUCUGCAUUUUGGGCAGAACGGGGAAAUGCACAGCAAUUGUAAAGGUGGCAUUAAUUCACUGUCUACUGGCUCUACUGGAGGCUGACCCUUGCUGUAAGUGGGCGGUCCUUACCCUGAGGGAGGAGGAGCUUCCAGUGUCCGUCAUCCUCCCGUCCCACCUGUCUGACUCUCACCAUCACGUACGAAUGCUUGCAGCCAUGACAGUGGAGAGGCUGUUUUUGGAGAUGACACCGGACAGCUUGGAGAAGAGAAAGAUGCUUCCUCUGAAAUGCCAGCAGACAGCCUUUGAGAACGUCUACCUGAAAGCCCAAGAAGGGAUGAGGGUCCAGAAGAACAGCUCUCCUGAAGACCUGAGUGACGAGACCUUUAACCGCAAGGCCACGCUGCUGAAGAGUGUGUCGGUGGUGCUGUGCUGCAGCCCCGUCUGUGAGAAACAGUCCCUCUUCGCCCUCUUCCAGUCCUACAAGGAGAACAACAUAGAGGAGCCGCUCAUCAAAAAGGUCCUGGGCAGUGUGUCCAGAGCUCUGGGCUACAGGAGUGUGGAGGGGUUUGUCAGCUCUCACCUGGAUUACCUGGUGGCAGAGUGGCUGGGCCAGCAUGGCUACACUCUGGAGUCCUUCCCAUACACUCUGCUCAACCACGCCACUCUCAAGGACUUCUACAGCUCCUCCUAUCAGGUCCUUAUCCCACACCUGGUCUUCCUGGAUGACUUUAAGCAGGUGAAGUCCAUCAGCACCCACCUGGGUAAGGACUGGAAGAAGCUGCUGGCCAACUGCUUCCCUAAGAUCAUGGUUAACAUCCUGCCCUACUUUGCCGUGUCGGGCCAGGAUGCCCAAGUGGCCCAGCAGAGAGAGAAGGCCCACAGGGUCUAUGACCUACUCAAGGACAGCAACUGCCUGGGCAAACCGCAAAUCGACAGCCUGAUUCACAGUAACCUGUCAGACAUUGUGGUGGAGCUGUUGAUGACCCUGUAUGAAGGGGCUGCUACUGAGGAGGGGGGGAGAGGGGACCUGAGAAGGUUCAUAGGGGAACUGGACCCAGCCCCAAACCCACCCUAUUUCAGCUCCUAUGUCAUAAAAGCCACACUGGACUAUCUCAGCUCGUGUCACAGUGCCAAUCUCAAGUCCCUGGUGGCCAUUUUAUCCAAGACUCCGAUCUCCAUCCAGAGGAUCCUACUGGCGGUGUGUCAGAAGGCAGCUGAGACAAUCAAUGCCUACGAAAGGCACCGCAUCCUGCUGAUGUACUACCUGUUUGUCAGCCUGCUGCUCAAGGAGGUCAAGGACGGCCUGGGGGGAGCCUGGGCCUUUGUCCUCCGAGACAUAAUUUACACACUCAUCCACCACAUCAACAGCAGGCCGGCCCAGUUGGACGAGGUGUCCGGCCGUAGUUUCUCCCUGUGUUGUGACCUACUGACCUCUGUGUGUCGCACGGCCGUGCAAUUCUGUGAUGACGCUGUGGAGAGCCACCUACAGGUCAUUGUUGGUACUCUCACUGCCCAGGUGACAAACCAACUUGCUAUCUCACAGCAGGUGCUCAGUCUGUUGAAGUUCCUGGUCGUAGAGAGUCAGGACAAGCUAAAGAGUGCCAUCCAGAAGUUAGAACCUUUCCCAGACCGACCUGAGUUCAGAGAGCUGAGGGCCGUGCAGCACACACUGAAGUACAGCACAGGGAAAUUCACUCUCAGACAGGAGAUAGCCCACUUCCUGUCUGUGGCUUCCUGUGACUCCCUGCCUCUGACUAGACUGGAGGGGCUGAAGGACCUGAGGAGACAGCUCCACAACAACAAGAGCCAGAUCAGACCGCUGCUGAGAGAGUGCCUCGCGGACCCUGCAGAGAGUGUGUUGGUGCUGCUGGUCCUUAACCUACUACAGCUCUGUAAGCUAGCAGCCAAUCACCCUGGAGGAAGAGACAUCUUAGAGGCUGCAGGGAGCUGUCUGGGAGAGCUGGGGCCUGUGGAUUUCUCCACCAUCGCUCUGCUCCAUGGGAAGGACCAGCUCAGUGCCAGAGCUGUAUCACUCUUCCCUCAAAUGGAACCACAGUGGCUGUACAUCAUCCUGAACUGCAUCAACAAUGCCCUCACUCACCACUGUAUUGAGGUGAGGCAAGCUGCUGUCCAGAGUCUGAAGGACAUCUUGGCCACUCAGGCUGGAGCUGACUUCUGGGAGAUCCAUAAAGACAACCGUGACCCCAUGCUGGUUUACCUCAACCCUUUUAGAUCUACCAAGAAGAAGGUUGGGCAGACUUUUCAAGACCUGAAAUAUCACAUCCUCGUGGUCGGGAUGAGUGAUGAGGUGAGCUUGGUGGCUAGGGAGCGGCUGGAGAGCCAGGACCUGUGGGUGCCUGAGGCUGGCGGCCAUAAGGCCUGGUUGAAGACGCUCUGCAUGGUUCUGCUGGACAGUGGAGGGGUCAGGAGUGAGGCUCUGCUGCUUUCCCGGCCCAUGUGUCUGGUGAAAACAGACUUCUGCCAGAGGGUGCUGCCGCUCAUCAUCCAUGACAUCCUGCUGGGGGACUCUGACGGCUCCUGGAGGAAGCUCCUCUCCACACACAUCCAGGACUUUUUAACCAGCUGUUCCAGUCGUGCCCGGGCCUCCAGCCGCUCCACCACUCCUCUCCCCUCAGACUCUGCAGGAGAGUCGGACAUCUCCAACCAGGGUCCGUUGGAUAAGGCCUCUCUGCGCACCAUGCUCUCUGUCAUUAACUAUCUGAGGCAGCAACAAAGACCUCUAGAAUCUGAUAGUAACUUGUGUGGUACGGUGUGCCACUCUAACUUCUGGUUGGAGCUGAACUACCUGGAGGUGGCCAGGGCGGCCCAGUCCUGCUCAGCACACUUCACAGCCCUGCUCUACUCUGAGAUCUAUGUAGACAAGAUCAAGACUAACAUGGAGGAGAACCGCAGAAAUCCGGCCAGAGCGUCACGCAGAAUCACAUUUGAUGAGAGCAGUCAGAACUUCGCCAUCUCCAGUCUGACAGAGGAGAGUGUGAAAGACACUGGUAUCAGUCUACAGGACCUACUGAUUGAGGUGUAUCGUAGUAUUGGGGAGCCAGACAGUCUGUAUGGGUGUGGAGGUGGGAAGAUGACCAGCGCUCUCACCAGGAUUCGGACCUAUGAGCAUGAGGCGAUGUGGGGAAAGGCACUGACCUCCUACGACCUCCACUCCAAUCUUCCUGAUGGCACACGGCAAGUGGGCAUUGUGGAGGGUCUGCAGAACAUUGGUCUGAGCAGUAUCCUGGCCACCUACCUGCAGGGUCUGGAGAGUGGGGGGGUGGAGUGGGGGGCGGAGCUAAGGGAGCUCAGGUUUCAGGCUGCCUGGAGGAACAUGCAGUGGGACUGUGACCUAUCAGAGCGGAAUGAGAAAUUGAACCCUGGCUUCAACGAGUCAGUGUUCUGCUCCCUGCAGGCUUUGAGAGACAAAGAAUUUUCCACAUUCGAUCAAACUCUUAAAUAUGCCAGAGGCAAUGAGGUGGAGGAACUGUGCAGAGGCAGUCUGGAGGCAGUGUCCUCUCUCUACCCUGCUCUACGGAACCUCCAGAGGAUCAGUGAGCUAGAGAGCAUCCGACAACUCUUCUCCAAGCCCCUGACCGAGGUAGGCCUGGCCGAGGUGUGUUCCCAUUGGCAGCAGCACUCCCAGCUGCUGGUGGACAGUGACUUUACGCUGGUGGAGCCCAUCCUGGCCCUGCGCUCCGUGGCCCAGGAGACCCUAAUCUCCCAGGAGAGAGACCCUGAAAAGAACAAGUACCUCAGCACUGUCCUCACCUCCCACCUCAUGGAGCUCUGCCAACUGGCCCGCGCCGCAGGAAACACACAGCUGGCAGAGCGGGCAGUUUUCCAGAUGAAGCAGCAUGGCGGAGGAGGGGGGCGGGGCUCCACAGCGUCGUCAUGGCAGCUGGAGGAGGCCCAGGUGUUUUGGGCGAAGGGAGAGCAGGGUCUUGCUCUGGGGCUACUGAGACAGAUGAUCCACACUCUGGAGGAGCAGGUUUUGUUUAACCCUGCCCUGGUGCCGGUGUUCACGGAGUGCCUGAGGCUGUGUGGGAACUGGCUGGCAGAGACGUGCCUGGAGAGCCCUGGGGUCAUCCUGGAGAAGUACCUGGAGAGGGCAGUGGAGGUGAUCGAGGGCCAUGCGAUAGGUUCAGACACCAAGCUGCAGAGCCAGAGGACGCAGGCCUUCCUGUCCCUGGCCAGGUUCUCAGAUGCCCAGUACCAGGGCAUUCAUAACUACAUGAAGUCAUCUGAGUUUGAGAACAAACAGGCUCUGCUGGUGAAGGCCAAGGAGGAGGUGGACUUGAUGAGGGAGCGCAAGGUCAGCACAAACAGGUACACAGUGAAGGUGCGGAGGGAGUUGGAGCUGGAUGAGAGGGCUCUGUCCAACCUGCAGGCUGACAGAAGGAGGUUCCUGUGUAAGGCUGUGGAGAACUACAUCCAUUGUCUGGAGCAGGGUGAGGAGCACGACACCUGGGUGUUCCGCCUGGCCUCACUGUGGCUGGAGAACGCUGACGUCAAGGCAGUCAACGACAUGAUGAAGGGAGGUGUGCACAGGAUCCCGUCCUAUAAGUUUCUGCCUCUCAUGUACCAGCUGGCUGCCCGCAUGGGGACCAAAAUGUCUGCUACAGUGGCAGAGGAUGUGGGCUUCCAUGGUGUUCUCAAUGAGCUGAUCUGCCUGUCGUGUCUGGAGCACCCUCACCACACCCUCUUCAUCAUCCUGGCUCUGGUCAACGCUAACAAGGACGAGAGCCUCUCCCGCAGCCGCCUGUCCAAGAGCACCCCGCGCCAUUCCUCCCAACUGGACCUGGAGCGGUCAGAGGUGUCCCAGAGGGUAAUGAACAAGAUCAGGAAGAAGAGAGCCCAGAUGAUCAGAGGCAUAGAGGUCCUCUGUGAUGCCUACAUCACUCUGGCCUACAUGGACGCCAGUCGACACAAGACAGAGAAAAAAGCCAUCCUCAUCCCCUCUGACCAGCCCAUCAUGCAGAUAAAGAACCUAGAUGAUGUCAUCAUUCCUACAAUGGAGAUCAAGGUGGACCCCUCGGGUAAAUAUGACAACCUGGUGACCAUCAAGUCCUUCAAGCCUCACUUUCACCUGGCCGGAGGGGUCAACCUGCCCAAGAUCAUUGAGUGUGUGGGAUCAGACGGGAAGAGCAGACGACAACUGGUCAAGGGCCAGGAUGACCUGCGGCAGGAUGCUGUGAUGCAGCAGGUGUUCCACAUGUGUUCUAUGCUGCUGCAGCGCAACACCGAGACACGCAAGAGGAAACUCAACAUCCGACGCUACAAGGUGGUGCCCUUCUCCCAGCGUAGUGGGGUUCUAGAGUGGUGCUCGGGGACCAUCCCUAUAGGGGAUUUCCUCAUAGACCCCCAAAAGGGCGCUCACACACGCUUCUGCCCCAAAGACUGGACCAGCAUAACCUGCCGGAAAAAGAUGAUGGAGUCUCAGAGGCUUGGUUCCAGUGGGACGACCCAGGCUUUCAGUGAGGUGUGUCAGAACUUCCGGCCUGUCUUCCGGUACUUCUGCAUGGAGCGAUUCCUGGACCCGGCAGUGUGGCUGGAAAAACGUCUGGCCUACACUCGCAGUGUGGCCACUUCCUCCAUCGUGGGCUACAUUGUUGGACUGGGGGACAGGCACAUUCAGAACAUCCUUAUAGACGAACAGACAGCUGAACUGGUGCAUAUUGAUUUGGGUGUAGCGUUUGAACAGGGCAAGAUUCUCCCAACUCCUGAGACUGUUCCCUUCAGGCUCUCCAGAGAUAUUGUGGAUGGGAUGGGCAUAACAGGGGUGGAGGGCGUUUUCAGAAGAUGCUGUGAGAAGACCAUGGAGGUCAUGAGGAGUUCUCAAGAGGCCUUGGUGACUAUUGUAGAGGUACUGCUGUACGACCCUCUGUUUGACUGGACCAUGAACCCUCUCAAGGCCUUCUACCUGCAGCAGCAGCAUGAUGAGCAGGCUGAGCUCCAGGCCACGCUCAACUCUACACUGGGGGGAGACAUCCUGGAGGCCCACCCCAAGUCCAGCAGUGAUAGCCAGAGCUUCAACAAGGUGGCGGAGCGCGUGCUGCUGCGGCUGCAGGAGAAGCUGAAGGGGGUGGAGGAUGGCAGGGUGCUCAGUGUAGGAGGGCAGGUCAACCUCCUCAUCCAGCAGGCCAUGGACCCUAACAAUCUCAGCCGCCUCUUCCCCGGCUGGCAGGCCUGGGUCUAGGGCUAACAUACUGGGAGAAACCAGGGGGCCUGGGUCAAUCUUAGUCCGCUUUCUACAAAGUACUAUGUAUGAAUAAUGAAUGUUUAUGCUUUGACAUACUUGAUGCGCCAUGUGCUUCCUUAUCAAUCACAGCUGAUAUUUUAACUUUCUGCAUUUAAUAGACUGUAAUCAAUUAUUUGGUUUCUAAUGCAACAUGUAAAUGACUUGUUUUCUUGUGUUGCUCUGAAUUCUUUGUAUCAAGUGUCAGAUUAUAUAUCAAUUCGAUUAUUUUUGGUCACUUUUGAAGUGAAAAAUGAUUGUUCUUGAAUAUGUUCAUUGUACCAUUGGAUGGUAAAUAGCUGACAUGUAAGAUAAUAAAGAGAUAAUUGAUUCUGGA
Molecule: messenger RNA, 9845 nt
Organism: Salmo salar (Atlantic salmon)
Lineage: Eukaryota; Metazoa; Chordata; Actinopteri; Salmoniformes; Salmonidae
Gene: atm
Product: ATM serine/threonine kinase
Biological process (GO): DNA repair
Molecular function (GO): protein serine/threonine kinase activity; protein binding
Source: RefSeq, a predicted model, not a curated record